AUGAGCGAAACGACGAGUAGCCCCAGAUUCGACGGAUGGUCGAAUCCCAACGACGCAAGAAAGUCUCCAGUCCAGACUCAGCGGCCAGAGAAAAGAAAAAGGACGGAAUCCGAGGACCAUGUCACGAGAGAAUUUGGGCUGAUGAGGAACGGCGGCAAGAAGGGCUUGCCUCGCUUCAUCGGCAGCGGCAGUGGGAUCUACUUCAUACGGACCGUAUAUGAUAUACUAUCGCGAAAUGCACGCCCGGUGGACAAGAACAAUGUUCGAGGUGAUCUUGUCCCGGGCGAAGAAGACGAACUUGUGGAACCUGGGCCAGAACAGAUUGAAACCCCCGCUACUCGAUCCCGUGCACCAUUUUGGCGGCAAGACGAGAUAAUCGAGGAUACAGCGCGAGGUGCGCCGACAGUUAACUUUGACCACUUGGUGCAGUGGACGAAGAGCUACUUUGAGAAUUGGCACCCAGCGUACCCAUUCCUACACGGACCCGAAGUCUUGCAAACAUUUGAGAGGGUCGCAUCCGUCGGCAUCUCUAAUAUCAGCGAAGCAGAUGCAACCAUAGUCCGAUCAAUGGUAUCAAUAUCCCUAGCCGACUCUCGACAACUUGGCGUACAUCAGUCUGCUAUUCCCAACAAUCUCGUGUUUCUCAAUUCUGAGCACAUUGCCUCGAGUAUAGUUUUCGCGCUUGGGUGUCCUGCCUCUCUGAAGAGCCUACAGGCCGUUUUGUGUGUUCAGCUUUUCCUAGUAUCCAUGCUCAGAUAUAACAUGGCCUCCAGGCUCGGCGGCGUUAUUGUGAGAAUGUCAUUUCACCUUGGUCUUCACCGAUGCCCGGUGCGUUAUUCCAACUUCAACAACCACGAAGCGGCCAUGCGGAAGCGGAUAUGGUGGUCUUUAUAUGGCCUAGAAAGGAUCGUCUGCCAAUCCCUUGGCCAUCCACUAGCUAUAGUGGAUGAUGACUGCGACGUCUGUCUUCCCUUGAACGAAUUACACAAGGAUUCUCCAGCGGGAGAGUCAGCAGAAGCCAGACCUCUCCUGUUCAUGACACUGAUUGCAAAGCAUGCUCGCCUCCGCGGACUCAUCCUCGAGCUGCGAAACAAGUCCAUAGCCGCUCGUCACGAUACCGUGGAUCGAGCUUUGCAUGUGCAAUCUGAGCUCGCGAAGUGGGCCAACGAGGUUCAAGAAAAAAGUGAAGGCCGACUAGAAUUCGAAGAUGAGAAUAAUGACUCGUCAAACUCAACAAGAAUAUCACCAUUCCAAGGAUCUCUCCUAAUGAUUAAAUAUCACGAAUCCAUUAUCAACUUGAACCGACCUCUUUUGGCCUCCAAUGUCAAGUCACCUGCCUCACGGGCAGCGCUACAAUCGUGCAUCAGUUCCGCGAGAGCAUUGAUUGAUGCAAUUAUAUCAAACGACCCUCGACAAAAAGGUGCAUCCUCCCAGAAUAUCCUACUCUAUCCCUCGAUGACUUGGUCCGUCUGGAUGGGCUGUUUUGUGCUCACAUAUGCCGCUCUGGAAGGGGAGACGACGCUUUCCUCGGCGCAAAAAUAUGCAAGAAAAGCGUUGUAUAUUCUCAAGCAGCUUUCGGCUAGGGGUACCGCGUGGCCCGAAUCAUGCGCUCGUGGAGUCGAGCAUCUCGCAUCUGCCCUCCAGAGAAAACAAGACGAAGGUUAUGAAGUCAUCCAAGAAACCCCGGUUAGUCCAACGAAUAGCAAUGGGCAACAGACACGAGAGGCAGCUAUUCGUUCAGAUGGUUCAUGCAAUCGCUCCAAUCCCGACUCACAGGGCCAAAUUCCAUCAGAGAAGGCCGGCGGGACCCCAAACUUGCCUGCCACUCCAACGGCCAGCCAGGAUGGACGUCGGUCAUCCCAGGUCACAUCAUUAGGUGGACCAGAAUCCCGCUUGCAAGAUCGAGCGGGUAUCUUUACCUCGCAGAGGCCUUCUCAGUCCAGCGAGCUGCAUAGCUUUCAGUCUCGUGUUGGCCUAGGAACAGCACAGUUCACUCCAACUCAAACCCCAAUGCCCGUUUCUGACAUGCUCCCUGCAAUGGAUAUUUAUAGUCAAGAGUGGUUUGAUCCUCUCGGACCAUUGGACUUUUCCAAUUUUGCACAAAUUGGGCUGACAGAUUCAACCCUCGGUUUUGGAUUUUCAUGA
Molecule: messenger RNA, 2145 nt
Organism: Pestalotiopsis fici W106-1
Lineage: Eukaryota; Fungi; Ascomycota; Sordariomycetes; Amphisphaeriales; Sporocadaceae
Exons: 3
Coding region: 1-2145 (714 amino acids)
Biological process (GO): DNA-templated transcription
Molecular function (GO): DNA binding; zinc ion binding
Source: RefSeq, a predicted model, not a curated record